This is a messenger RNA of Pseudovirgaria hyperparasitica, 2103 nucleotides long. RefSeq names its product RNA polymerase I-specific transcription initiation factor RRN3. The transcript has 2 exons. Bases 1 to 2103 code for a protein of 700 amino acids. Gene Ontology annotation, cellular component: nucleus. Lineage: Eukaryota; Fungi; Ascomycota; Dothideomycetes; Acrospermales; Acrospermaceae. Gene Ontology annotation, molecular function: RNA polymerase I general transcription initiation factor activity; RNA polymerase I core binding. Gene Ontology annotation, biological process: transcription initiation at RNA polymerase I promoter. The record is from RefSeq and is a predicted model, not a curated record.
AUGGACCCGCAGCCCCACAAGCCAAUCCUCAAACGCAAACUCUCAGACACAACACCGUCGCCCGACGCAAGCCGCACCAAAAAACCUCGAGUAGCGUUCAACGAUGAGAUCCAAGAGCAUGCGCUGCCCGGCUUCAAGGAGAAGGGCAUGGACCUCGUCCGCGAGGAGGUGAAGCGAGCCCUGGUCCAGCGCGCAGACAGCGACGACAGCGCCGCCUACGACCAGAUUGUCCGGCUGUUCAAGGUGAAGCCCAUGGACGAAGACGCCCCGACCAGCAGCCUGUUGCGGAAAUACCUGAUUGCUCUGACGUCUGAGAGUGCGCGGCUGGACCGGAAGUUCUCGGGUGUUGUGUACGCCGUGCUUGGGUGCAACUGGGCGAUCCGGGAUGACGCUUUUGUGCGGGCGUUUCGCGCUUUCAUUCAGACUGUGGGUACGGCUCAUAUGGGGUACUGUGAGGCCAUGUACAAGGAGGUUGCCUCUAUAUUCAGUCAUCCUCCCCGUGCCAGUUGGCGACACCCGGACGAUCCAACCAUCACACGGACAGAGAUCUGGGAGCGAGCUCACACUUGUCUUGAAGAUAUAUAUACCAAGGUCCCAUCUUCGGCAACUACACUCAAACAUAUACUCGACGAAGGAUUUCCGCACAUUGACGAUUCCACCAAAUAUCUGGCAAACUAUAUAAGCAAUCUUUUCAAAGUUGCCGGCCAUCACACCAGUCUUAAUGGCGAGAUACAACGACUUAUUAUGCAGCAGCUAGUGAAGAUUGACAACGCUAUCCAGGCGGACCUUGACGAGCUCGAAGACGGUGUUGGCGAGGACCUUGUCAAUGAAAUGAACGACGAUAUCAAAGACGACGAUGUCGACUCGGAUAGCGACGGGGAAUCAGUCUCGAGCGACGGAAGUGAUGAAGACGACGAAGCCCAGCGGCUCGCGAUCCUCAAGGAAAAGGCCAAAAAGCUCGAUACACUACUUGACAUGGUCUUUUCCCACUACCAUGACAUCUUUGUGCACGGUGGCUACGCCUCCAACGCGUCCUUUACUUUCCUCCUGAACCAAUUCGCCUCGGAUAUCCUCUCCACCGAACGCACCCGUCACGUCCAAUUCCUCCUCUUCCACUACGCCCAAACCCGACCUGACUUCGCCGAGGCCUUCAUCUCCCGCACGGCCCACAUCACCAUCGACUCGACCCACUCACGCUCGACAAUGGAGCGCAUCGCUGCAGCAUCAUACCUCGCCUCCUUCGUGGCCCGAGGAGCACACAUCUCCGCCCCAGUUGUCCGCACCCUCUUCGCCCUCCUCACAGACUGCGUCGACCGCUACCGCCGCCACAACGAAGCGACCUGCCCCGGGCCCGAUCGCGCGCGCUACGCCCCCUUCUACGCGCAAGUGCAAGCCCUCCUCUACAUCUUCUGCUUCCGCUGGCGCGACCUUAUCUGCACACGCUCGCCGCGCAACGCAGAGACAUUCGCAAACUGCUCCACGCCCGACAUCGCCCUCGCAGAAGGCCACGACUUUGACUGGCACGCCGACGUCCGCGCCAAGCUCGACCGCACCCUGCUCCACUCGCGCUUCAACCCACUCAAGGUCUGCGCACCCGACGUCGUCGCCCAGUUCGCCCGCAUCGCAAACUUCACCCAGUUCAGCUACGUCUACUCCAAGCUGCAGACGAACAUGCGUGUCCGCCUCGGCCACAUGCCCGGCUCUGGACCCAACGGGUCUGGCGGUGUGGGCGCGUUGUCGUCGGGAGGAGGAGGAGGCGCGAGUAAGGUGCAGAUUGGCGCGCGCGAAACGGCGCUUAGUGGGCGUUCUGGCGACGCGCAGUUUCAGCUCGAGAGCUAUUUCCCCUUUGAUCCGUAUCGGCUGCCGAGGAGUAAGAGGUGGUUGGUUGGCGACUAUGUCGAGUGGAAGCGGAUUCCGGGGCUGGAUGAUGCUGAGGAGGAGGAGGAGGAGGAUAGCGAGGAUAGCGAGGAUAGCGAGGAUGAUGAUGAUGAUGAGGAGGAGGAGGGGGAGGAGGAUGUUGAUGGGAGUGAUGGUGGCGAAGGUGAGGAUGAGAACGAGGUGGACGAGGAAGGCACGGCGACGGAGACGGAGACGAGCAUGUGA